AUGGAAGGUGUCAACGAACACCAAACUGAAGAUAAACAACAUUUUAAUAAUAGAAACCAAGUAACAGAAACUGUCGAAAAUUCUGAACUUACAACAAAUCAAUUGACAUCAUCAACACAACAAACUGAGGUGGAAGUUACCCAAGCAAAUACUCCCACGCCAUCAAAUCCUAAGUUAGCAGAGUUGGUAAAAGAAUUACCAAAGUCAGACUCAAUAGAACACAAUGUCUGGAUUAACAAAGUAAGCAAACAAAGAGCAUCCUAUAGCCAAGUAGUAGCAAGAUCAACAAUGAAAGCUGCAAUACCAUCAAUUAAUAUACCAACAGCAAUUGCAAGCAAAUUGAAAUUCCGCAAUACAGCAUUCUUUAGAUCCUUCUUACAAGAUAGAAAUACCCAGCCUGAUCAUCAGAAAGAAUUCAACUCAUUGUUGAAUAUCGCAAUUGAGAAAUACAAACGUAAAUACAAUAUCCUCUUAGUCAAUAAAAACAACCGAGACCAAAUAUACAACAAACUCAGGAAAAAAUUAGCUAUCAAUACAAUCUUAUCAUUAAACCUACCUUUGUUAGAAGAUCACGUCAGCGCCCAGCACAUCUACUAUCUAAUAAACUUUGGCAAAAUCGAAUCCACAAUGGAAUUUGAACAAGCUCGUAAAACUAUUGGUAAAUACCAGUCUGAGAAUAGACAAGAACUUCCGGAUAAACCAGAAGAUGUACCGAUCGACAUCACUGAAUUCCUACUAUUCACACUACCUAUCGAAGAUAACAAUAGAACAGCGGCAAUAGUUAAAGCAAUGAGGCUUAUAUUCAAUUUUGGCCAACUACCCAACGCAUACUUUGUAACUGUUAGAACACCCCUACCAAGAAACCCAGCAAAACUUAAAGUGUUGAAUCACAUAUUCCCACUAAGAGAUCGUAGUAGACUAGCCUAUCUGGCAGAAUAUCACAGAGAACUCAGAAAAAUCUACAUACUCCAAGAGAAACUCCCAUCAACAUACUUCGAUUUACCACUAGAAAAAAUCGAUCUCCCGUCUAUACCGCAAGCAUUGAGAGCAGAAUACAGGAACCUUUUCUCCUGUAAACCAAAAAAUGAAAUGGAAUUUAAAAGUCUUAUUGAACAAUUACGCAGAGUGUACAGAUUCAAAAAAUUACCAAAUGACUAUAUCAUCCAAAAAAAACAAUUACCAACUGAACCCCUAUAG
Messenger RNA from Dentiscutata erythropus, 1197 nucleotides. Lineage: Eukaryota; Fungi; Glomeromycota; Glomeromycetes; Diversisporales; Gigasporaceae. The record is from the annotation of a GenBank genome assembly.